AUGAUUGUCGACGGAAUUGGAUCAUUUAAUAGAAUAGAUUUUUCUUCUUUAACAUAUGAGGAGAUGCGGAGGUUUGAGUUUGUGGACUUGCAGACAGCUUAUGACUUCUACAAUGAGUAUGGGCGGAUUCAAGGGUUUUCUAUUCGGAGGUCAAAGGUUGGAAGAAGCACAAAGAUUGGAUCGGAGGGAGAAAUUUUAUGGCAAAUUUUUGUUUGCUCGAGACAAGGUGAGAGAGACACCAAACAUAUUCAUCGGGUAGAAAGGAAAAUGGAUCCUCGACCAAUUACACAAUGUGGGUGUGGUGCACAAAUAAAGGUUCACGUUGAUCAUAGCACUGGCCGUUGGUUCGUAGAUAAGUUUUGUGACGAACACAACCAUGAGAUGCUAGAUGCAAGGUUCCGGGGGUUGUUACGUUCUCAUAGAGUAAUCAAGGAAGGGGACAUGCAUCAAAUUAACUCGAUGAAAAAAGCUGGGAUGCGUGUGUCAAUCUUAUUUCGUGCAUUUGCCACCCAAUGCGGGGAUUUGAGACAGUUGGAUUUGAAAUUAAAGACAUCUACAAUGCAAUAG
Molecule: messenger RNA, 567 nt
Organism: Arachis ipaensis
Lineage: Eukaryota; Viridiplantae; Streptophyta; Magnoliopsida; Fabales; Fabaceae
Source: RefSeq, a predicted model, not a curated record